UGAGAAAGCUCAAGAAUAGGUAGCAAGAAUCGGAAUAAAGUCUAUUCUGACAUCGAAGAUAUUCAUUAAAGCUCCAUUGCAAUCAUGUACGCCUCUCACUUCUCAAUUGCAAAUAUCCCAUACGGCGUUGCCAGCAGUGCUGCUCACCCAGCCAAGUCUCCCGCAACACGAAUUGAGGAUACUGUGAUAUUUCUUGACGAGCUCGCAAAAAAUGGAGCUUUUUCUUCCCUCUCAUCAGAAGUAGCCAAAGCAUUUUCCGAGUCAACCCUCAACACCUUCGCAGCUCUCCCCAAACCCAUUCAAAAGCAAACGAGAAAUCUAUUUCAAGAGCUUCUCAAAGACCCAAAGAAUCUCCCAUCAGGAAGCACAGCCGCCAUCCAAGAUGUAACCAUGCACCUCCCCGUCUCCAUUGGCGACUUCACCGAUUUCUCCUGCUCCAAAGAGCACGUCCUCAAUGCCGGCGAGGCAAUAAUGAAGAAGCGCUUCCUACCUCCUGGAUUUUUGCACUUCCCAGUCGGAUACACAGGACGUUCUUCUUCAAUUAUAGUUUCCGGAACUCCCGUCAUGAGACCGCGAGGUCAGUAUCGGGAUGCGAAGGGUGAGGUGGUCUAUAGUGCGUCUCAGCAAUUGGAUUAUGAGCUGGAGGUGGGAUGUAUUGUUGGGAAACCAAAUGCGCUUGGAGAUAGUAUCGCCGUGAGCGAUGCUGAUGAGCAUAUUUUUGGACUUGUGUUGUUGAAUGAUUGGAGUGCUCGCGAUAUUCAAGGGCUUGAAAUGGUGCCUCUGGGUCCUCUCAAUGGCAAGAGCUUCUCAACAUCUAUCUCGCCUUGGGUCGUCACGCUUGAUGCCUUGGAGGCCUUUCAAUGUCCAGCUCCGGCCAGAGAAUUGAAAGUCGCACCGUACCUGGCAGACUCCAAAACAGACAACACUUACAGCAUUGAGUUGAAAGCUGAGCUGGUGGCUGACGGCCAAGCAACUACCAUCUGCGAGUCUCAAUUGAGGACGAUGUAUUGGAGUUUCAGGGACCUGCUUGCGCAUCAGACGAGCAAUGGAUGCAAUCUGAAUACGGGAGAUAUCUUGGCGACCGGUACUAUUUCAGGGGAGACGGAUACUAGUCAUGGGUGUUUGCUUGAGUUGACGAAGGGUGGUGAGAAGGAUUUUGAUGUUGCAGGUGGGUUGAAGAGGAAGUUUUUGGAAGACGGUGAUAGUAUUAGAAUUUCUGCAAGCUGUGGGAAUGGUGUUGGAUUUGGAGAGUGUGUUGGGAAGGUUUUACCUGCUCGUUAAUGGGGCUCAGCACAAAUUCAAGAGCUAUUGGA
Cadophora gregata is the source of this 1313-nucleotide messenger RNA. RefSeq lists its product as uncharacterized. The coding region runs from base 85 to 1281 and encodes 398 amino acids. Gene Ontology annotation, biological process: homogentisate catabolic process; L-tyrosine catabolic process; L-phenylalanine catabolic process. The transcript has 3 exons. NCBI's taxonomy places the organism in Eukaryota, Fungi, Ascomycota, Leotiomycetes, Helotiales, Ploettnerulaceae. Gene Ontology annotation, molecular function: fumarylacetoacetase activity. The record is from RefSeq and is a predicted model, not a curated record.